AUUCUCAUCAGCCCCCCUCCCCUUGGACCUCCCCCUAUUAUUUUAGGAUAAUCAAGAUAGCCAACGAGCACCUUCCUGCCUCCGCCACCUACCGCGGUCCGGAGAGGGGUGGGGGUGACAGCCUCCCGUAACUCUGGGCGAUUCUGUCCCAUCUAGCUCCCCACCCCUCCCCCGCGCGCCGCCGCUGAGGCCAACGGGCCCUGGAACCUCCCUCGAGCCGCACUGGCACUGGGUCUGCCUCACUCCGCACCGCUGCGCGCACUCGUCCAGUGCUCAUCCAGCACCACCCGCACCGCCCGCACCGCCCGCACCGCCCGCCCGACUCUCCCGACGACCGCGCCGCGCUGGCCAAGAGACAGCGACCACCGGCAGCCACGGAGGAACAGUCGCAUUGUGUUCCAACGCGUCUUCUGUCGGAUCACACCCGCGGCGGGGCGGUGACGAGGCGGGGACGCCAAUGACGACGGUGACGGCGCGCCGGUGGCGACGACACCGUCGGCCUACGGUGGCCUUACCGACGGUGGCGACGAGGGCGUCAGCGCCGUCCUUGUCGAUGAUAUUCGUCGUAGACCCGUGAUGACGAAGCCCCUUCGCCCCGACGUCUGACCGGGAUAUGGCUCUACUCGGGGUGCUCCGCGUCCUCGUUGUCAUCGUGGGCACAGCUCCUGCUUUACUGCCGUGUGAACCUGGCCCCUCACCGACGGCAACGACGCCUGGGCCGCAGUUUGCUUCUCCACUGAAGACGCCGACGGCCCUCCCCUCUCCGCUGAGGACAUCGACGACAUCCUCGCCUGGGCCCGUGGCGACGUCCCUCCCACGCUCACCACUUUCGUCACCAUCCAGAACAGCGUCGACCACCUCACCGCGGCCCGCGUCGUCGUCAACGCCAAAGCCAACACGUCCCCGAACGCCGGCCCCAUCGAGGCCUCCGACGACUUCAACACAGAGGCCAGCGCCAGCGUCCUCCCCGCGCACGCCGACGUCAGGGCGGCCUCCUGCGUCCGCCUUCCGACUCGCGGCGUCCCCAAGCACGCCGCUGCCGUCAACGCCAUCCCCAGAACAGUUGGUCGCGCGCAUACGUGCCCUCGUCCGCGCGCUUCGCGAUGCAGACCAGCUGCUCCGCGCGCUGCAGAUGUUCCGGGAGCAGCAGCAGCUCGGGGACGACGCCGUGCUCCGCGUGAUGAAGGAAGACGCGAACCGCACGCUGGUGGAGCAGGUGGAGCACGCCAUGCGAGCCGCCAAUGCGCCGGCGGUCGCGUCAAUGGCGGACAUCAUGGGCACCCUCUCGAUGCCGAAGACGAUCACACCCCCGUCGACGCCGAGCUCCAACAAGACUCUCUCGGCCAAGAUACCCUACACAGCGUACGGCAAAAAGAGCGCAAAGUUUGUACACGGCCAGCAGCAGGCGGCGUCGGCCGCAGGCAAGCCCGUGGCCGCCGUCGGCAAGCCCAGGAGCGGCGUCGCAGCGGCGGCGUCAGCUGCCAGAGGCGCUUUAACGAAGAAGCAUUCGAGCGCCGUGCCCACGACGAAAAAGCAAUCGACGCCCGCAUCGUCGACGGUGAACGUGCACGCCACUACGCGAGCGCCAGCGUUCUCCGCCAAGACGACGUACGUGAGCAGUAAGAAUGGCACGGUCAUCACGAGGAUUAAGAACGAUCCGAUCCUGGGCGAGUACAAGGUGGUCAUCAGGGACCUUACCCCUGCAGCUUCCUCGGGCCUAAGCCCCCGGAACGCCAGCUCGGGGGCGGGUGGCAGCGGUGACAUCCAGGCGGGCGCCCCGGCAAGCAGCCGCCGGAGUGACAACGCAUCGCUUCCGGCGCCGCCCAAGGUCCUCGUGCCGCCGGUGACAAGCACCCCAUCGACGAGCGAGCGCGGGCGGCACAGAUUCCAGGACGCGACCACGCCGAGCUCCACUGCCGUUCCAGCAGCACCUACGACCAACACGACCAAGUCGCCGCCGCCGCCGCCAGCCAGCCGGCGGUCGGGGAAGUCCGCGCCGCCCAAAGCUUCAGGGGCUCGCGCCAAGCCAAGGAAUGCAACCCACAAGGGGAAGCCUUUGGUGGCGGCCACCACCGCCCCGAGACCACUGCAGACCGGCGUUCCUUCAAUGACGAGCGCCAAGACGGCGCCGACGAGCACGACCAGCAACCCCAGCGCUGCGGCCACCCAGAAGAGCUUCCAGAAGAAGGCGACGGACCGGCAGCAGAUCGUUUUGUCCGCGACCCUGCGGACGGCGCCGCCCAAGGAGCGCGAGGAGGAGGUGGCAAGGGAGCGGGCGCCGCAGGACACGCCGCUGCUGUCGGGCAUCUUUCCCCGGUACGGCCCCGGCGCCGACCUGCCGCACGUCGAGAGGCCCUUCGUGCCGAGGUCUGGCAGCGCGACGCCACCAGCCAGCGUGCUGCUGCCGCCGCUGCCUGACGUGCCGACGACGGUGGCCUCGACGGCCUCCUCCUCGCAAACGACGCAGCCCUUCCCCCCAUUUGCUCCCACGCAACCUUCCUCUACGUCCACGCCACCGCCACCCUCGACGCAGCCACCGUCGUCGCCGCCUUUGCCCCUGCAGGCGCCGUCCUCGUCCCCGCUGCCCGCGCGCGAUGACGAGCGCUCCGCGGCCGGCGGCGGCGGCCCCCCACAAACAGUCAGGCUGGAGCCCGCCCUCUCGCCAUCGCCGCCGGACGCCCCGGUCAGCUACUUCCUCGGGGAGAGUCCCUGGAUUCCCAUCUUCGUGAACCCACAGUCGGCCAGGAGUAACGAGAUACAAAAGCAGUCCGGCGGUGGAGCCCCUUCGACGACACCCGCCCCACCGCGAACGAUCGUCGAGCUCACCAAGCUCCAUGUCGUCGAGGCGACCCCGUCGCCCAUUGGCGCGGCCGCGACCCGGGGCGGACCCCAGGGGCGGGCGGUUCUCAACGAUCCCCUUGAGUGGCGGCCCUCGCGGACGUGGCAGUACGCCAUGCACCAGGACCGUGUUGAUGGCGGUGACCUGCAGGACUUGAAUCAGGAUGGAGUUACGCAGCAGCACCUGCGACAGCUUCAGCACCUGCAGCUUCAACUGCAGCCUGAUCUGCGCCUUGGCGGUUUGAGCCUGGUGCCGGUGCCCCUCUCCGUGGCCGAGAGUGUGUACUACCGCCUGACGCACGUGCAGGGCCCUGGCCGAGUACCUACUGACCUCCAGGGCUCGGCCGCGAAUGCUCUUUCCUACGAGGGAAUUCCCGGCGUGGCUGGCGUGGACUACCCCGCCCACAGCCGCGCGCCCCUCACCCGCUUCACGUGCGCCGACUUCCGCCGGAAAGGCUACUUUGCGGACCCGGCCAGUGGCUGUCAGGCCUUCUACGUGUGUCACGGUGACGGCCGCGGCGAGGCCAUGCUGUGCCCCAACGGCACCAUCUUCAGCCAGGAGGUGCUCGUCUGCGACUGGUGGUUCAACGUGGACUGCAAGUAGAGGACGGGGACCCUACUCCAGCAUACUCCAAGCCAGCUCCAGCCUGCUCCAGCCUGCUCCAGCCUACGGACGCGGUGCUCCACGACGGGCAGCCUGCAGCAGCCUAUGCAAGAGAGUUGCUUGUCUCGUGGAGCCCAGCAGUGUUACCAUACCGCCGCCAAGCUCAUUAACUUACUUAGUCGGCUUUCGGGUCGCGACUCGAUCAAAACAAUGAAGUAGAAAGUGCCAAUCUGUCUGCGCGCGUGUUUAUCGUUUACCCCAGUCAGAUGACAGCGGUGUGUUUGCUCGCAGCACACAAAACGAGGCGGCCCUUUGCCGCGGCAUCGUCGACACGUCGCGGGCGCAGAUUAGUACUGCGGUGCAAACACGGUGGACAAAAACACGGAAUAAAAUCAUAAAG
Molecule: messenger RNA, 3842 nt
Organism: Frankliniella occidentalis (western flower thrips)
Lineage: Eukaryota; Metazoa; Arthropoda; Insecta; Thysanoptera; Thripidae
Product: mucin-5AC-like
Exons: 5
Coding region: 614-3442 (942 amino acids)
Cellular component (GO): extracellular region
Molecular function (GO): chitin binding
Source: RefSeq, a predicted model, not a curated record